AUGGCAGAAUUCUUUUCGGACAAAAGUAGUUUUCAAUCUUCUGGACGUGGACGAGGUCGUGGGGGUAGACCCAGUGAUAGAGGUAGAGGCAGGGGUGGAUGGAGAGGAGGAAACCAGCGCGGAAGAGAUGGUCCUGCUCCUGCUAGAAAUGAAUCCAGACAGAACUUCUCGAAACCGCCAUUGACGCAUUUCCUUUCUGUACCGCUUGGACAUCUACCAGCUGUACAAUCAGCUAUGAACUCAUUUAGCUCGCAACUACUUGCUGCACAGCCACCAAUCGACGGACUUGAUCACUCGAUUAUUGUCACACCACGGCGUCUCCAUCUUACACUAGGUGUUAUGAGUCUGGAAGAUGAUUCAGCUGCUUUAUCGACUGCAGGUGGAGCUGCGCAAGUCAAAAAAACAGUUUCCGCAGCAUCCGAGUAUCUAAAGAAGAUACGUCCAAGUAUUAAUAAUGCUCUGAAUGGCCAUGCACUGCGAGUACCGCUUACUGCAAUUGAUAUUAUGAAGCCGGAGAGAAAUGAUGCCUCGCGUGCACAUAUAAUGUUUGCUGGUCCAUCUGCGAGUGACUUGCGUUCGGUUGAUGGGCAGCGACUGAAGUAUGUUUGCGAGCUCAUUAAUUCAGAAUUUAUAAAAGCGGGGUUUGCUGUAGAUGAUAAGCGUCCUUUGAAGCUCCACUGCACGUUAAUCAAUACCUCUCAUCGUAAGCCACGGCCACAAGGCGGAUACGCGCGGCGAGUACCGUUUUCGUUUUCACAGGUUUGCAACUCAGAUGCAGUGAGUCGUCUGAGAAUAGCUGAACCUGAAUCGACUUCUUCGAGUUCUGCUGGGGCGGGAGAAACAAUCGCUCUUACUCAACAGACUAGAACGGCCGAGUCGGAUCUACGAGGAGAGAGGGCAACAACAACCCCUGUCACUGCCAUGGAAAAGGUUGCUGGACAGAACACGGGAAGCUAUGCUGUACCAGUGGAUUUUGGUACGCAUACAGUGUCUGAGAUCCAAAUUUGUCGGAUGGGCAGUUGGGGACCUGAAGGUGAAUAUGUUUGUGUUGGGAAGAUUUCGCUGGAUGGAGAGUAGUGUAUUAACCUCAAUGUCGAAAU
This is a messenger RNA of Fomitiporia mediterranea MF3/22, 1100 nucleotides long. RefSeq lists its product as uncharacterized. The record is from RefSeq and is a predicted model, not a curated record. NCBI's taxonomy places the organism in Eukaryota, Fungi, Basidiomycota, Agaricomycetes, Hymenochaetales, Hymenochaetaceae. Bases 1 to 1077 code for a protein of 358 amino acids. The transcript is spliced from 5 exons. Gene Ontology annotation, biological process: regulation of DNA-templated transcription; DNA alkylation repair. Gene Ontology annotation, cellular component: nucleus.